Messenger RNA from Symbiodinium necroappetens, 3753 nucleotides. The record is from the annotation of a GenBank genome assembly. NCBI's taxonomy places the organism in Eukaryota, Dinophyceae, Suessiales, Symbiodiniaceae.
CUCCUAAGCAGCACAGGCUGGCGGCUGCGCCCAAAUGCAAGCUGCUUUGUGGAGGGCCUGCUGCCGGUGUCCGGCACGAAGUCAUUAUUGGUCCAGCUCGGAACCGUGCAUGAGCUGUUCAACGAAGUCGAGCACUCCUCAUUCUCGAUCUCGUCCUUCCUCUUUGCGGAUUCGACACAGCUUAGGGCCACACUGUUGUUGUCCAUUUACGUUGCAAUCUACUUCUUCUCCGUUGUCAGCAUGUACUACCACAUGACGACAGUGCGACCGGUGGGCAAAGGGACUCCACUCCCAGGCUAUACCAAAAGGGAAACCUGUCCCGAAGACGAGAUUUUGCAGAGCCAUUCCUACUUGAGCUGGCUGUGCGUGACCUGGUUGAGCCCCAUGGUGGCUCGCCUAGGACAUUCUUGGAACAGUGCGAUGUCGAAGUGCAGCCCGGACGAGGUCCCUCCUGUGAACGGGCCGGAGUUCCAGGCAUUUCGCCAGUGCGAGAGAUUCGAGGCCCUCUGGGAAGAGGAGGUUCGCAAUCGUGGACAAGAGGAGGCAAGCAUACUGCGAGUGGUCUGCAAGCUCUGGGGGUACCAGCGGCUGUUCUGGUUCCACAUGUCGCUUUUCGUGCAUGUGGUCCUCGGCAAUCUGUACCAAGUGUUCCUGAUUCAGAUGUCCCUGAGCUACUUCUUCUGGCUGCAGGAAGAGGUGCAUCAGAAUAACGGCCAACUCCCGGACAUGACCAAGCCCAUCUUGGUAUCUAUUGCAGCCUUCUCGGCGCAGCCACUUGUCUUCGCCAUCCUGUGCUCGUUCGAAGCCAACCUUUCCAUGAAGUUCGACCAGUGCAUCGCCGGUGUGGCCGUGGCUAUGUUCAAGAAGACGCAGCGUCUGCCGGCAUCGGUUCUCAGCCAAGACAAGCCGGUUGGAUCCGAGGACCAACACCAACUGGCCGAGAAGGUGUCCAAGAAGCCCAAUGCGAUGAUGACGAUCAACAAUGACGUGAUCGGCAAUUUCCAUGGGCUGACAUUCAACGUGUCCUUGACGAUCAAUGCCACGGUGACAGUGGCCGUCCUGCUGGUGCUCAUGGCUUUCAAGCUGCGCCUGGCCACUCUCUUCUGCUUGGCGGUCGCCAUUCCAGCCCUCACCGUGUCGGUGAUCCUCAGCGGAGCGAUGGGGAUCAACAUGAUGCAGUUGCAGGAUGUUCAGGACAAGCGUGUCUAUUUGCUCCGAGAAGUCUUGAAGGGCAUUCGCAUCGUGAAAUGUUAUGCCUGGGAGUCUGCGAUGGAGGAACAGAUCAAGAGGAUUCGUGGCAGAGAGUUGUCCAUGCUGGGAGUCUACUUCAGGCUUUGCAGCCAUUUCGUCGUUCUCUUCAAUCUCUUUCCUAGGGUGCUGACAGCUGCCGGUCUUUGGGGCUUCCUGCACCUGUACGGCAGCAACGACCUGGCCUCGAUCUUCGCUUGCUUGCAGAUCCUGGCUUCUUUGAGGGCGGAGAGCUCGACGCUGUCUGGAGGCAUUCAGCGCCUCAUCACCGUCCGCAUCAGUGCUAUACGUGUGGAGAAUUACCUGAAGCAGGAAGAAGCACCAGUUCUCCCAGGAGUCAGUGUCCCGAAGUGGGUGGACAUCUGGCCCAGGACGAAGAGUGACGGCGGCCCACAGCCCAGCUUCAAGAUCCGCGGUAGCUACCUCUUCUGCCGCGAGAAGCCUUCGGAGGUGGCUUUGCACGACCUCAAUCUGGAGGUGAAGAAGGGCGAAAUGGUCGCGCUCGUCGGCGGCGUCGGAUCUGGGAAAAGCUUGCUUCUGGAAGCCGCUCUCGGAGAGCUUCAUCCUGCCUCGGAAGAGAAGGCUUUCUUGUCUCGGCCGCACGUCUGCGGCUACAGCGCCCAAGUGCCCCACAUCGCGGAGGGCACCGUUCGGGACAAUGUGGUGUUUGGUCAGGAAUUCAACGAGGAGAGGUAUCGACAGGCCGUUGCUGCUGCGGGCCUCGAGAGCGACCUAAAGCUCCUGCCAGGCGGAGACGAAGCUUUCAUUGGUGCACGCGGCAUCAGUUUGUCUGGCGGUCAAAGAGCGCGUCUUUCAUUGGCGAGAUCGGCAUACAAUGCACAAGCUGAGCUGGUGCUUCUCGAUGAUCCUUUCGGCUCUGUCGAUGCUCCGACAGCUUUGGGCAUCUUGGAGGAUCUGCUCUGCGGCCCUCUGCUGAAAGAUCGGGCACGCAUCGUGGCUUUGCAACCUGAAGUCGAGCGCCUCAGAAAGUUUGAUCGCGUCUUCGUCAUGUCCAGAGGCCGCAUCGUCGCCUCCGGCACGCCCAGCGAGGAAGGGGUCCCAGAAGAGUUCAAACAGCUCCUCCGAAGCAGUGCGUUGGAGGAAGGUCGCAUGGGAGUCUUUGCGGAAGAACCACUGGAGGAGGGUGCUUUAGUAGAGCGUUGCUACUCCAUCCCCCUCAAGUCUGUCGACAUUCCUUCAGCCGUAUUGCAGCAACGAUUGUUCGACGUUGGUGAUGGCUGCCUGCACUUUCCUCUUGGGUGGGGAAUGCUUUAUGCAGAUGCAUCGCAAGAUCAAGCCAACGUGGCCUGGAGCUUGGAUGUACUGGAGAGCGAUGGGGCGGCCUUGCAUCACCUCUGCCUGCGAACAUCCUCUGCGGUGGCAGCUGGCACCGAGCUUCGCGUUUGUCGGUCUGCGCCCGUCUUCGAGCACGUCCAAGACGUGGUGAAUUGGUCUCUCUCAGCCUUCGAAACUCAGGGCCUGCAGCUGCCGCAGGCCGAGCCAGGCUCGGACCUGGACGGGGAAGCCUUGCCUUCCAAGCUCUUCGUCGACCGAGUGAAGGUUGAUUUCUCCAGCAUCCACGGCUGCGGCGUCUUUGCUGUCCGCGACCUCGCGCCGGGAGAGCUAGUAGAGUUGGCCCCGACUCUGUUUCUGAGCCGCUGGGACCUGGGCAACUGUCUAGCUGACCACCGCUUCAGCGCGCACGGCGAUCAGGAGCCAACAGUGAGGCCUCUUGGCCUCAAGCUGGCGCUAGGCUUGGGCAGCGUUUUCAACCACAAGGAUGCCCCAAAUGUGGAGUUUCGCCCGGCCAAAGUCGCCGGCUCGCGGGCGCUGCAGCUCAUGAGUUGCUUUGCGGCAUUGCGAGAGAUCAAAGCUGGCGAGGAGCUGUUCAUUUCCUACGGACCAGAUUGGUGGGCAUCGAGGAACCCCCAGCAGAUGAGCCUAGCUGACUGGCGGAAGAAGCGUGGAGAGACGGACCAUGGUCGGCCUUUCUACGAUGAUCCUGGCUUUGAGAAAGCGUCAGGGUUUCCACGUGCAGUCGUGGAGAAGCUGCAUGAAGCCUUCGUGCAUGCGCCCGACGGAGACACCACUGUGCUUCGAGCCUACCAGGGCCUCUGCCAGAAGGUGCAGGCGAAGACGGGCCUUCGGGGCCUCCUGGAUGCGCCUCUGCGUGGCAGCGGCGAGCGGGCAGCCCACGCAGCGGUGCUGAAGCCCCAGAACUUGCGCUGGCUUGUGCUGAACGGUGCAGACGUCAAUGCGCCCACAGCUCCAGCGCUGGAGCUUGCUGAGGACGGCAGCGUCUCCACGGCACUGUGCCCUGCCCAUGUGGCCGCCAUCAACGGUCAGGUCGAGGCUCUUUCCAUCCUGCACUCAGCGGGUGCAGACUUGAACUGCCAGCGCACGGAUGGUGCCACUCCGCUGGACUUUGCUGUCGAUUGCGAGCAGACCGACACCGAGGUCUGGCUCAAAGCCCGUGGGGCGGUCCACGGCGUUAUGGAGCAGUAA